Messenger RNA from Nerophis lumbriciformis (worm pipefish), 246 nucleotides. The record is from RefSeq and is a predicted model, not a curated record. Lineage: Eukaryota; Metazoa; Chordata; Actinopteri; Syngnathiformes; Syngnathidae.
AUGAACCGCGAGGAGGCCCCGGGAAAGUCUCCUGAAGACAUGUACAUCCAGCAGAAAGUGCGAGUCCUCCUCAUGCUCAAGAAAAUGGGAUCAAAUCUUACUCCAAGUGAAGAGGCUUUUCUCCGGAAUUAUGCAGGUGUGGUCCACAGUCAGAUGAGCCAGCUGCCACAGCACAGCAUUGAUCAGGGUGCAGAGGAUGUGGUGAUGGCGUUCUCACGGUCAGAGACGGAGGAUCGAAGACAGUGA